AUGCCCACCUCGUCGCCUCGUCUCUACUUCGCCUACGGAUCCAACCUCUCCCCGACCCAGAUGUCCCUGCGCUGCCCCUCCUCCGUUCCCGUCGGCCUGGCCCACCUCGCUGGCUACACCUUCAUCAUCAACUCCCGCGGCUACGCCAACGACGAUGCCCCCGCACCGCCCACGGGCCCCGUCGGCCCCGGCGUCUACGGCGUCCUCUACACCCUUCCGCCUGCCGACGAGGCCACCCUCGACAUGUGCGAAGGCGUGCCCUACGCGUACCAAAAACACGACCUUUCUGUGAUAGUCGUCUCCACCGCCAACUCCACCGCCGCCGCGCCUCCUGCUCCCUCGCCCGCUGGAGACGCCGGCCCGCAACAGGGCGCAAGCAUCACCGCCCUUGUCUACGUCGACGGCGAGAGGACCACGCCCUCGUUGCCACGGGCCGAGUACGUGGGUCGUAUGAACCGCGGCCUCGACGAGGCAGGCGAGCUCUUUGGCCUGCCGGCGGCGUACGUGGACCGCGUCGUCCGACCAUACAUACCCGCCCAGGACUCGCCCAUCGUGGGAGCCAUUGCGGAUCCCUUCCACGAGCGCGCUUGA
Messenger RNA from Colletotrichum navitas, 591 nucleotides. RefSeq lists its product as uncharacterized. NCBI's taxonomy places the organism in Eukaryota, Fungi, Ascomycota, Sordariomycetes, Glomerellales, Glomerellaceae. The record is from RefSeq and is a predicted model, not a curated record. Bases 1 to 591 code for a protein of 196 amino acids. Gene Ontology annotation, molecular function: gamma-glutamylcyclotransferase activity. The transcript has 2 exons.